This is a messenger RNA of Aspergillus steynii IBT 23096, 2689 nucleotides long. Its product is annotated as IlvD/Edd family dehydratase. The record is from RefSeq and is a predicted model, not a curated record. Gene Ontology annotation, molecular function: hydro-lyase activity. The coding region runs from base 332 to 2296 and encodes 654 amino acids. The transcript has 3 exons. Lineage: Eukaryota; Fungi; Ascomycota; Eurotiomycetes; Eurotiales; Aspergillaceae.
CGAAGUCUGCCUUCUCCAACGCCUUCACCAUGGCCCAUUCCUCGUCUUAUUUAAUUCCUGCUUCCCGUCGGACUUUCUCCGUUCGUCGGCUUUACGUUCCCGGCAUUCGUCGCGCCUGAUCUUACUUCUACCCAUCCCCGGCCGCCGUCGUUCCCUAGCUUAUCGCGCGACACUUUCAUCUUUAGUUCUAUCCUUUAUCAAUAUCUCAUAUCUCAUUCGGCAGACCAGCCGAUGAAAUUCUCGUCAUUCGCCUGCUCCCUCCCUUCGUCCCGCCAAAUAGAUUCCUCGGCCGCAGACUCGAACAACGUGUGGGGAAGAUCAUCCCGAAAUCAUGCCGUGUGAACCCCAGAAAUCAUGCGAGGGCUGUUCCUGCGACGCGGGGACCAGUCGCCCGCCGGUGAACAUUGAGGACUGCGAAACCGAGCUGCUGGCGCUGCGGAAGCGCACCGUAGAGCUCGAAAAGGCCUUGAAAUCGGCCAAAGAUGGCUCCUCCAGCCCCCGCGCCGCCCGCAAGGGGCGCAAACUGCGAUCGUCCAAUUGGUUUACGUGCGAAAGUAAUCCCGGAAUGAUGGCCUUGUAUAUCGAGCGGUAUCUGAACUAUGGGAUUACCCGGGAAGAGCUGAUGGCCGGCAAGCCGAUUAUUGGCAUUGCGCAGUCCGGAUCGGACUUGUCGCCGUGCAAUCGUCAUCAUCUGGAGCUGGUGAAGCGGGUUCGGGAAGGAAUCCGAAUGGCGGGCGGCAUUGCGUUCGAGUUCCCAACGCAUCCCAUCCAGGAGAGCAGCAGAAGGCCCACCGCCUGCAUUGAUCGGAAUUUGUCCUAUCUGGGCCUGGUGGAGGUGCUUUAUGGGUAUCCGUUGGAUGGCGUGGUUCUGCUGACCGGUUGCGACAAAACUACUCCGGCGGCUUUGAUGGCUGCUGCCACAGUGAAUAUUCCGGCGAUCUGUUUGAAUGUGGGUCCCAUGCUUAAUGGAUAUGUCAAGAAUGAGCUGGCAGGGUCGGGGAUGGUGGUUUGGAAGGGCCGAGAGAUGUAUGCUGCGGGAGAGAUUAACCGCGAAGAAUUCAUUGACUACGUGUCUAGAGGAGCCCCCUCCGUGGGACAUUGCAACACCAUGGGAACGGCGUCGACCAUGAACGCACUGGCAGAGGCGCUAGGUAUGGCUCUGCCCGGCUCGGCGGCCAUUCCUGCUCCGUACCGAGAACGAGGCCAAUGCGCCUAUGAAACUGGUCUGCAAAUUGUUGAGAUGGUGCACGCUGAUCGCAAACCGAGCGAUAUCAUGACACGCGCGGCCUUUGAGAAUGUGAUCACCGCCAACACGGCUAUCGGGGGAAGCACUAAUGCCCCUAUCCAUAUCAACGCUAUUGCCAAGCAUAUCGGGGUGGAAGUCUCUCUGGAUGACUGGGAUCAACUCGGAUUUCAUAUUCCGCUUCUGCUAAACAUGCAGCCGGCUGGUGAACUACUAGGCGAGGAAUAUUUCCGGGCUGGCGGCUUACCAGCUAUCAUGGCGGAGUUGCUGGACGCCGGGAAAUUGAAUCCCGACGCAUUGACCUGUAAUGGCCGCACGAUGGGAGAGAACGUCCGGGGGAAACAUACCUGGGAUCGCCGAAUGAUUCGCGCAUACAAUGAGCCACUGCUAGAGGAUGCAGGGUUCCUGCACCUGCAAGGCACUUUGUUCAAUUCCGCCAUCAUGAAAACCUGUGUGAUUUCCGAGCAAUUCCGACAGAAGUUUCUGGAAAACCCCGACGAUCCGAUGGCGUUCGAAGGCACUGUCGUCGUGUUUGAUGGACCAGAGGAUUACCAUCAUCGUCUUGAAGACCCGUCCACACCCAUCGACGAUCGCAGCAUCUUGGUGAUGCGCGGUGCCGGUCCGCUGGGAUACCCCGGAGCUGCGGAGGUGGUAAACAUGCAUCCGCCGGGACAUCUUUUGCGAGAGGGAGUCAAGUCCCUACCGUGCAUCGGGGACGGUCGACAGUCGGGCACGUCCGGAUCCCCGUCGAUUCUCAACGCCAGCCCCGAAGCCGCGGCGGGAGGCAACUUGGGGCUCUUACGCGACGGCGACAAACUCCGAGUCGACCUCAACCGACGUCGUGUCGACAUCUUGGUUCCUGCCGAGGCAAUCGAAAAGCGACGUUUAGCGCUCGAAGCCAGCGGGGGUUAUGCCGCGCCAGAGAGCCACACGCCCUGGCAGGAGCUGUUCCGGCGGGAAACGACGCAACUGAGCGAAGGAAUGGUGCUGCGAGAUGCGGUUAAAUUCCAACGCCUGGCGCAGAAAUAUGACGAACCGAGACAUAAUCACUAGGGUCAUACUUUAAAGGGGGCCCGGGUGCUCACCGCGAGGUGGAAGGGCCGCAAUGCACGGGAUGGAGGCCACCGCUCAACAACACACCGAUGGCUACGCGGAGGGAUCCUCGCGGAUCCCGACUACCAACGCGGGGGUGGGAUGAAGCAGAAAGAAGAGCUUGUUUGCUAUCUAGCUAUGGGGAUCAAUGCCUAAAUACAUGGUGUUGAGCAGGGAUAGUGAGUGCCGCCGUUGGCAUGCGAGUAUGGAGUAAAGCGGAAUUCGCUUUACAAUACUUAGGGAAGUUUUGAUUUUCGAGUACAUAUUUUGGCCAUAAGCAUUUUUCAUCUGGAUUUUUGAACUAAUUGACGAUAUCUCCUUUCGGGUGUAUGCUUACAUCUAUCUAGACUGUAG